CGCUUUACCGUCUGAACACAGAAAGAAAACGGAUUGAUGAAACUGAGACAAAGGUUAAUCGAUGGACAUAUGGACAGAAAAAAAGAAAUAAACAAAACAAAGUUAUUCUGAUGGUGGGAGAAACUGGCGCUGGGAAAACCACCAUGAUCAACACCCUGAUCAACUACCUACUGGGAGUGAAGUUCGAGGAUGAAGAGUUUUAUCAGAUCACAGAAGAAACUGAAGAUGUAGAUAAUUCACUAUCCCAGACAUCUGUAGUCACUGUUUAUGAGGUGUUUGUUGAAGAAAACCCAACAUCUCUGACCAUCAUCGACACUCCUGGAUACGGACACACUGAAGGACUCGAGAAAGACAGAGAGAUUUCUGAGUAUCUGAUCAGAUUAUUUUCAGAUGAGGAUGGGAUUCAGUAUAUUGAUGCGGUGUGUUUUGUGAUGAAGGCGACACAGAAUCGUCUCUCUAGAAAAGAGCAUUACAUAGUUCACUCAGUUCUGUCUCUGUUUGGUAGAGAUAUAGAGAACAACAUAGUGUUUCUACUCACACAUUCAGAUGGAGGCCCUCCAACAAAUGCCCUCAAUGCCAUUAAGAAAGCAGAAAUACCCUGCAGAAGAGAUGGGAAAAGAAAGCCUAUUCACUUCUUAUUCAACAACCGACAGAAAGAGAUAAGAGACAAACAGUAUGAACAUAACUACAGAUCAUCAUGGGAAAUGGGAGCGAGAAGCAUGAAUGAGUUCUUCACAUUCCUUGAAGAAAAGAACAGAAAAAGUGUUUGGAUGACAUUAGAUGUUAUGAAAGAGCGAAUACAACUUGAGGCCUGUGUCUCGCAUCUGAAGGAUAGAAUCU
Sinocyclocheilus rhinocerous is the source of this 840-nucleotide messenger RNA. RefSeq lists its product as uncharacterized. The annotation marks the transcript as partial. The transcript is spliced from 2 exons. Gene Ontology annotation, molecular function: GTP binding. Lineage: Eukaryota; Metazoa; Chordata; Actinopteri; Cypriniformes; Cyprinidae. The record is from RefSeq and is a predicted model, not a curated record.